AUGCUUUCGUUUUUAAAAAAAAGCCAUAAAAAUAUUUCCUCUCACCCUUGUGCAACUGGACACUUAUUCAUUAUUUUCUCUUAUUUCCAUUAUUUACUUCUCUUGUCUUCUUUCAAAUUUUUUGUACAUUUCCUUUUUUCUUCCCCACUCUCUCUAUUUCCCUCCUCCUCCUCACCUUCUUUCAAUUUUCUUCAUUCACUUCUCUCUCUUUGUUUGUUUGUUAGUUUCUUUAUUUCUUUCUUUCUUUCUCGUCCUUUACUCUUCUCUAAAUUGGUUUCUUUACAUUUUACCUUCUCUUCUUCCACGUUUUAUUCUCAACUGUAUUUUUCUCGUUGGUUAAAUUAUUUUACUCAUUUCUUUAAACUCCUCCUCUCCUCCUUCCCCUCAUCCCCUUCCCCUCUCUCUCUCUCUCUCUCUCUCUCUCUCUCUCUCUCUCUCUGUUAUUCUUUCUCUCUUUUUCUUUUUAACUUCUCUUUAUUCUCUACAGCGUAUUGUUUGUCCAGUAAAUACAUUUUCAUCUCACUUCUUAAACGCUCACUCUCACAUUUUUCUCUUUCAAUUCGUCUCUUUCUCAUUUACUACCUCUCCCUUUUUCUGUAUAUCUUCACUUUUGUCACUUUUUCUUUCAAUUGUUUCUCAUCUCUCGCUUUUUACUUUCAUUUUGUUUCCUUCUCCCAUCUUAUCUCCCGCUCUUUCUUUCUUUUUCUUUCUUCCUCAUUUUCUCCUUUUUCCAAACAUUUUUAG
Molecule: messenger RNA, 744 nt
Organism: Acanthosepion pharaonis
Lineage: Eukaryota; Metazoa; Mollusca; Cephalopoda; Sepiida; Sepiidae
Source: the annotation of a GenBank genome assembly